Brassica oleracea var. oleracea is the source of this 958-nucleotide messenger RNA. RefSeq lists its product as uncharacterized. The transcript is spliced from 4 exons. Lineage: Eukaryota; Viridiplantae; Streptophyta; Magnoliopsida; Brassicales; Brassicaceae. Bases 569 to 958 code for a protein of 129 amino acids. The record is from RefSeq and is a predicted model, not a curated record.
UUGAUAUAUUUUUGUAUUAAAUAGUGAAUAUACUCUAUGAUUUUAUUCCAAUUUUGAUCCGUUUGGUAGUUGCUUAUGGAAUACAGGUUUUUAAAUGUAAGAUUAUUUACGUGAUCUGCAAGAUUUGGAAGAAAAAAGAUCUUGUGGUAGUUUAAUGAUAUCGAAUUGGUUGAUAGUUGCUUAAAUAUAGGAAUAUAUUAUGGAAGGUAAUUAUUUAUAGGUUAAUAAUGAAGUUUUGACGUGAUUUGCAAGAUUAGAAAUCAAAAAAAUAUAUUUUGUGGUAGUUUAGUGAUAUCUUUGUCGACUUAAAUAUAUGAAUAUAUUUUAUAAGGUAUAUUGUUUUGGAAAAUAAUAAAUGAUUACUUUUGAUUUUCAAUUAAAAAAAUUAUAUACCAAAAAUCGUAUUGUCUAAGUUAGUAUUGUUGUGGAAUUAAAUGAUUUAUAGUAGUAUUGAUAUAAACUAUGAUUUUUUCGUAUGACAUAUAUUUGUAUCUAUCUAAUAUAAUGGUUUUGAUUUUGCAGACCAAAACUACUAAUCGGAUGCGCUGAACUCAGGAAGUAAGGGAGUAUGACAAUUCAAUUCGACGGUAUGAAGACGGAUGCUUAUACGUCGACGAUGUGUUAUUAUCUGCGCUGUCCGGGUUUCGUACAAACAAGCCGGACCGUUCUUAUUGAAGGCGCUAUCUCACCGGCAUCGACAAUAGGAGGCCUUCAAACCGAACUCACCAUACAAGUGUGGAAGGAUCCGGCGCGGGGACCAUGGUGGCUGGGAGUUGGUUUCAGCAAUGGGACCAAGCUCUCGGCGAUCGGAUAUUGGCCGGUCGAGAUCUUCAGCCGGCUCGCUGAUCACGCAGAGAACAAGUACACAGAGCUCAAGCGUAUGAUCUUGAAAGCUCCCAAAACUCUUGGUCUCGACAACCUGAGAACGAGCGCAAUUCCUGAUGCAACAACGGCAUGA